Molecule: messenger RNA, 4935 nt
Organism: Artibeus jamaicensis (Jamaican fruit-eating bat)
Lineage: Eukaryota; Metazoa; Chordata; Mammalia; Chiroptera; Phyllostomidae
Gene: PIK3CB
Product: phosphatidylinositol-4,5-bisphosphate 3-kinase catalytic subunit beta
Exons: 25
Coding region: 324-3602 (1092 amino acids)
Biological process (GO): phosphatidylinositol-3-phosphate biosynthetic process; phosphatidylinositol-mediated signaling; cell migration
Cellular component (GO): cytoplasm; plasma membrane; phosphatidylinositol 3-kinase complex
Molecular function (GO): 1-phosphatidylinositol-3-kinase activity; 1-phosphatidylinositol-4-phosphate 3-kinase activity
Source: RefSeq, a predicted model, not a curated record
CAGAGGCGACGCGCGCGUACUCAGUCGGUCGGUGCGGCGGAGGCGGGAUGGUGUAACGCUGCGCGAGGCAGGCGGGAGGUGACUGAGAGAGGCGGGAUGGGGGCGCUGCAGCUGGGCGGUCGCGGUGGUCUGGGCUGCUGACCGCACACCCGGAGCUCGGAGCUCGGAGCGGCGGUGGCGGCGGCGGCGGAGCGCCAGGCAGUGUAUUUUCUAAUCUGAAAACGUCUUUCAUGAAAACUUCACUUUUAAAAAAUAAGUAAUGCCAUCUGUUUUCCUAAAAGACUGAAAUGGAGGCUACCAUUUCGAGGGCUCCAUGGUUAUGAAUGUGCUUCAAUUUCAUAAUGCCUCCUGCUAUGGCAGACAUCCUUGACAUCUGGGCAGUGGAUUCACAGAUACCAUCUGAUGGCCCCAUACCUGUGGAUUUCCUCUUGCCCACUGGGAUUUAUAUCCAGUUGGAGGUACCUCGGGAAGCUACCAUUUCUUAUAUUAAACAGAUGUUGUGGAAGCAGAUUCACAAUUACCCAAUGUUUAGCCUCCUUAUGGACAUUGACUCCUAUAUGUUUGCAUGUGUGAAUCAAACUGCUGUAUAUGAGGAGCUUGAAGAUGAAACAAGAAGACUCUGUGAUGUCAGACCUUUUCUUCCAGUUCUCAAAUUAGUAACAAGAAGUUGUGACCCAGGAGAAAAAUUAGACUCAAAAAUUGGAGUCCUUAUAGGAAAAGGUCUGCAUGAAUUUGAUACCUUGAAGGAUCCUGAAGUGAAUGAAUUCCGAAUAAAAAUGCGCAAAUUCAGUGAGGAAAAGAUUCAGUCACUUGUGGGAUUGUCUUGGAUAGACUGGCUAAAGCAGACAUAUCCACCAGAGCAUGAACCAUCCAACCUUGAAAACUUAGAAGAUAAACUUUAUGGAGGAAAGCUCAUUGUGGCUGUUCAUUUUGAAAAUUGCCAGGAUGUGUUUAGCUUUCAAGUAUCUCCUGAUAUGAAUCCUGUUAAAAUAAAUGAAUUGGCAAUCCAGAAACGUUUGACUAUUCAUGGGAAAGAAGAUGAAGUUAGCCCCUAUGACUAUGUGUUACAAAUUAGUGGGAGAUUAGAAUAUGUGUUUGGUGAUCACCCACUAAUCCACUUCCAGUAUAUCCGGAACUGUGUAAUGAACAGGAGCUUGCCCCAUUUUAUGCUUGUGGAAUGCUGCAAGAUCAAAAAGAUGUAUGAACAGGAAAUGAUUGCCAUAGAGGCUGCCAUAAAUCGAAAUUCAUCUAACUUUCCUCUUCCUUUACCACCAAAGAAAACACGAAUUAUUUCUCAUGUUUGGGAAAAUAACAGCCCUUUCCAAAUUAUCUUGGUAAAGGGAAAUAAACUUAACACAGAAGAAACUGUAAAAGUUCAUGUCAGGGCUGGCCUUUUUCACGGUACUGAACUUCUGUGUAAAACCAUUGUAAGCUCAGAGAUAUCAGGGAAAAAUGAUCACAUUUGGAAUGAACCACUGGAAUUUGAUAUUAAUACUUGUGACCUGCCACGAAUGGCAAGAUUAUGUUUUGCUGUUUAUGCAGUUUUGGAUAAAGUGAAAACGAAGAAAUCAACUAAAACCAUUAAUGCCUCUAAAUAUCAGACUAUCAGGAAAUCUGGGAAAGUGCAUUAUCCUGUAGCAUGGGUAAAUACGAUGGUUUUUGACUUUAAAGGACAGUUGAGAUCUGGAGACAUAAUAUUGCACAGCUGGUCUUCAUUUCCUGAUGAACUUGAAGAAAUGUUGAAUCCAAUGGGAACUGUUCAAACAAAUCCAUAUACUGAAAAUGCAACAGCCUUGCAUAUCAAAUUCCCAGAGAAUAAAAAACAACCUUAUUAUUACCCUCCCUUUGACAAGAUUAUCGAAAAGGCAGCUGAGAUUGCAAGCAGCGAUAGUGCUAAUGUAUCAAGUCGAGGUGGAAAAAAGUUUCUUCCUGUACUGAAGGAAAUCUUGGACAGGGAUCCCUUGUCUCAACUGUGUGAGAAUGAAAUGGAUCUUAUUUGGACUUUGCGGCAAGAUUGCAGAGAGAACUUCCCACAGUCACUGCCAAAAUUAUUACUGUCAAUCAAAUGGAAUAAACUUGAGGAUGUUGCUCAGCUUCAGGCACUACUUCAGAUUUGGCCUAAACUGCCCCCCCGGGAGGCCCUGGAGCUUCUAGAUUUCAACUAUCCAGAUCAGUAUGUUCGGGAAUAUGCUGUGGGCUGCCUGCAGCAGAUGAGCAAAAGGAUACAGAGCAGAAUUGGCAAAGGAAAAAGAUUCAUGGGGCAAAGUCUGGAGGAAACCAGUGAUGAAGAACUCUCUCAGUAUCUUUUACAACUGGUGCAAGUUUUAAAAUAUGAGCCUUUUCUUGAUUGUGCCCUCUCCAGAUUCCUAUUAGAAAGAGCACUUGCUAAUCGGAGGAUAGGGCAAUUUCUAUUUUGGCAUCUUAGGUCAGAAGUGCACAUUCCUGCUGUCUCCAUACAAUUUGGUGUCAUCCUUGAAGCGUACUGCCGGGGAAGCGUAGGGCACAUGAAAGUGCUAUCCAAGCAGGUUGAAGCACUCAAUAAGUUAAAAACUUUAAAUAGUUUAAUCAAACUGAAUGCAGUGAAGCUAAACAGAGCCAAAGGGAAAGAGGCCAUGCAUACUUGUUUAAAACAGAAUGCUUACCGGGAAGCCCUCUCUGGCCUGCAGUCACCUCUGAACCCAUGUGUCAUCCUCUCAGAACUCUAUGUUGAAAAGUGUAAAUACAUGGAUUCUAAAAUGAAGCCUUUGUGGUUGGUGUACAACAACAAGGUGUUUGGUGAGGAUUCAGUCGGAGUGAUUUUUAAAAAUGGUGAUGAUUUACGACAGGAUAUGCUAACACUCCAAAUGCUGCGCUUGAUGGAUUUACUCUGGAAAGAAGCUGGUUUGGAUCUUCGGAUGUUGCCUUAUGGCUGUUUAGCAACAGGAGAUCGCUCUGGCCUCAUUGAAGUUGUGAGCACCUCUGAGACAAUUGCUGACAUUCAGCUCAACAGUAGCAAUGUGGCUGCUGCUGCAGCCUUCAAUAAAGAUGCCCUUCUGAACUGGCUUAAAGAAUACAAUUCUGGGGAUGACCUGGACCGAGCCAUUGAAGAGUUUACCUUGUCCUGUGCUGGCUACUGUGUAGCUUCUUAUGUCCUUGGGAUUGGUGACAGACAUAGUGACAACAUCAUGGUAAAAAAAAACGGCCAGCUCUUCCACAUUGAUUUUGGACAUAUUCUUGGAAAUUUUAAGUCUAAAUUUGGUAUUAAAAGGGAGCGGGUGCCUUUUAUUCUUACCUAUGAUUUCAUUCAUGUGAUUCAACAAGGAAAAACAGGAAACACGGAAAAGUUUGGUCGUUUCCGCCAGUGUUGUGAGGAUGCAUAUCUGAUUUUACGACGGCACGGGAACCUCUUCAUCACUCUCUUUGCCUUGAUGUUGACUGCAGGGCUUCCUGAGCUCACAUCAGUCAAGGAUAUACAGUAUCUUAAGGAUUCUCUGGCCUUGGGAAAGAGUGAAGAUGAAGCACUCAAGCAGUUUAAGCAAAAAUUUGAUGAGGCACUCAGGGAAAGCUGGACUACUAAAGUGAACUGGAUGGCCCACACAGUUCGGAAAGACUACAGAUCUUAAUGAUGAGCCUUUUUGCUUCUAAUGCAUUUGUUGGUUUCAUUUUGUUUUCAUUUUGCACUUGCACUAAAUUGAACGUGACCCUGCCAGAAAUGUUACAAAGGGAAUGAAAUUCUGAAUCUCAGUUAAAUUAAGAACAGGGCAUCCCACAGAACCUAAUCUGAACAAUCCCCGAUGACCACCCUCUCUCUGCUUUUUGAAUGCUUCCAAGAUUUGUCACGAAAACUGUCAACAUUAUGGAUAAUCAUUUCCCUGCUGACUUUGCACGCCAAGGAAUGCUACUAGAGAAUGUUUUUUGUCUUUCUGACUUUAUUUUCCCGUUAUUUGGUACUUUUCCAGAAAGGUGUAAAUACUUUUUUUUUUUUUGAAUUUGUGACCACGUGUUAUCACCCAGCCAACUUACUCACCUCUGGGGACUGGUGGCUGUUCUUAAUUUCCAAAUAAGUCAUCUUCCUUUUUAAAUUGUAUAAACUACAAAUUAUAUAAUUUGAAAUUGUGAUUAUUUUUCAAAGGAAAUCUUUUAAACCCAUGGAAACAUUAAUUCUUUUGUUGAUAUUUAUCUACCAUGAUAGCAUCAUUCCAACCAGACUUGCUGAAAAUCUAUUGGUGAGGCAAAUAUAUUUGCUGCAUAUAUAUUUAUAAAAUUUCUAGUGGAAGUUCUAUAUAAGAAGAUAUAUCUUUGGUUUUCUUCAGCCUCUGUUUUAUGAAAAGCAGAGCAUUUUCUUCAGUUACUUUUCAGUUAAUUAUGUGAUCCAGUUCUUCCAACUGCUUCUGUAAUGAGGCACAUAUUAAUACAGUUUUUACACGGUAUCUAUGAAAGAGUUCACUUCAUAGAGCAUAAUACUUGAGCAAACAUACCCAAGACAGAAAGCAAAUGAAAAGGAAACUAUUUAUGGAAUAAACUCUAGGCCUAAAACUCAGUAUUUUAGUAAAAUGCCAGCUGUUAGUGUAUUUAUUAAAACUUAUAAUAAUGUGAUUUUUUAAAAGGAUAUUAGUUCAGAUUGAAAUGGUUUCAUGCCAUGUGGAAUUCUUUAAUUUAUUUGUUGAGGUACCAUAUAUUUAGGGUGCUAGAUGGCAAAUAAUGUUAAUAUGUGCAAUAGGAACUACUGGUUUGAAUGUGUAAAUGGAUGCUCUUUCUGAGUGCUGGCAACAUCCAGCAAAACUACUGCUUUUUCUCCAAAGACUUGGGAUCUCUCAGUCCUCAUGACAUGGGAAAGAGAACUGAGUAUUUGCCCUGUGACUGAAUUUUCUAUAGGAACUUACUUCAUUAAAGAUUGUUUAAUUUUGUUGUCUUCCUUAAUGUUCUCAAAUAAACGGGUGAGCUGGUUUCAGCUUC